UUUGUUGUUUGCCUGGUGGGCCCCUCGUGCCAUAGGUAGCGGGAGGGCUGCCUGCCGUCGGGGGGUCCUUCGGCGCCAAAAUCUACCGGCAGCGGGCCCGCCCCCGUGAAGAACGGCGUGAGCGGCUCUAUUGUUGCCUCUGCGCCGGGACUAUGGCAGGAAGGAGGGGCGCGCGUCCAAUUCCAAACACGCCCGGGCGCGCCGGCGCGCCCCGGCGCCCGCCGGCCGGCUUGGCCCGCCCGUCCGUCGUUGCUUGCCGCCUGUCCGAGGGGCGCCUUCAAUCCUUCGGGGCGAGGGCAGGCCAUGCGCAGCACUCGCGCAGCCGCUUUCCUGGCCUUGGCGAGGCCCAGCUUGAGGCGUGCCGGCCGCUUUUCUUCUAGUUUGCAUGCGAGCCACCGCCCCGGCCCCGGCUGCCCCGGCCUUUGCCGCUGUGCCGAUCGGCGCGCGGGCCGCGGGCGCGCGGGGGCCGCCCCCCCUGGUGCCCCCCACGAUGGCCGCAGCUAUCUACCUCCUUUGCUGGGGCGCCCGCCCGCGUUGCGCGCCGUGGCGCGCCCCGAGGCAGGUUUUUUGUGGCGCCCGCCCG
Amoebophrya sp. A120 is the source of this 583-nucleotide messenger RNA. Lineage: Eukaryota; Dinophyceae; Syndiniales; Amoebophryaceae. The record is from the annotation of a GenBank genome assembly.